Argiope bruennichi is the source of this 2031-nucleotide messenger RNA. RefSeq names its product acetylcholinesterase-1-like. The transcript is spliced from 8 exons. Gene Ontology annotation, biological process: choline metabolic process; acetylcholine catabolic process. The record is from RefSeq and is a predicted model, not a curated record. The coding region runs from base 254 to 1873 and encodes 539 amino acids. Lineage: Eukaryota; Metazoa; Arthropoda; Arachnida; Araneae; Araneidae. Gene Ontology annotation, cellular component: plasma membrane. Gene Ontology annotation, molecular function: acetylcholinesterase activity.
CCCGCAUCUUAUCUUCUUCAGUCAGACUUUUGCUCUCUUUGAGAUAAAUAAUCUUACAUCUGUACUUUUAAACGCAACCUUAUCUCCAAUUUGUCACAAAGGAAUUUCGAAAAAUGCAAUCAGAAUGCAGCUGCGUUUUGUUUACUCUCGAAAUUCCUUGAAAACUUAUCGAAUGAACUAAAAAUCACUUUAUUCAAUAAGCUCGAGCUAAGGAAUAUAUUUUAAAGUGAGCGUACAAGAAACACCUCAGAAAAUGCUGCAUUUGUUUCUCCUCAUCGUCGUUGUUGGUAUAAUUUCCGGACAGAACAAUCAGCCGGAAAUCAACACACCUUUUGGGAAGAUCAUCGGAAAAUUGGUUUAUUUUUACAACAUUCCAGUAAAUACAUUUCAAAGCAUACCCUAUGCUAAACCACCAACGGGCGAGCUUCGCUUCAAAAAACCCCAACCCAUAGAACCAUGGCGAGAACCUCUUCUUGCUCAUAAAUUGCCUCCAGGUUGCGUUCAAUAUUCAGCGAAUCCUUCCCAAUGGUAUGACGAUCUACCUGGCAAAACACAGGAUUGCUUAUACUUGAACAUUUGGACACCUCAUACUGCCGGAUUAGAAGAAAAGAAAACUGUCAUGUUUUGGAUUCACGGUGGAGCUUUCCGAAUAGGUUCUAGUCGGCUGGAUUAUUAUGAUGGCACUGUCUUAACAGCUUUGGGAGAUGUUGUAGUCGUCACGAUGAAUUAUCGCUUAACUGCCGAAGGUUUCUUGUAUUCUGGAACUGAUGACGCUCCUGGUAAUAUGGGUUUAUUAGAUAUUUUGGAAGCUUUAAAAUGGGUUAAAUGCAAUAUAAAAUUCUUUGGAGGAGAUGAAAAUAAUAUCACUCUUUUUGGACAAAGCGCUGGAGCCAUAACGAUCGGAAUGUUCAUGACUUCGCCUCUGGCUCGAGGCCUUUUUGUUCGGGCCAUUUUACAAAGUGGAUCACCAGCAAAUCUGGAUGCUGAGGACAAUAGCAAAGAUUUCAAUUUAAGCCAAAAAAUAUCGGAAGCUGUGGGUUGCGCAUCUGAUGGAAAUUCGCUGAAAAACAAUCCUAAAGAAAUUUUACGCUGUCUGAGAGAUAAAGAUGCCCUAGAACUCGCCAGAAUUGAACUAAAUGUGAGUGACAAUCCUCAACGUGGUCUGUAUCCAAGAUAUGGAGAUGAUAUUUUGCCUUUUAAUGCUCGUGAAGCUCUAAUCAAAGGCAAAUUUGAAAAUAUUGAUAUCCUUAUCGGUAAUAAUCAUGAUGAAGGUUCACUUUUGAUUACUAAAGCAAUGAGAGAUACAUUUGGACUUUUCGGUGAAAAGAAUCCCAAGAUCAAUAAGACGUUCGGUGAACAAAUAAUAAGAAAUAAUUUCAAAAGUUUUGCAGAUACAGAUGCGGUAGUAAACCAUUACUUAGGAAACUUAAAUGAAGAUGACUAUGACAAAAUCCUUUAUCAGGUGCACACAGCAAGUGGGGACUAUGCAAGAGUAUGCCCAUCAGUUUACAUGGCUGAAAGCGUUGCUAAGAAAGAAAAUACAGUGCUAUACUAUUAUUUCGUCCAUAGAACAUCCUCUGCACCUUGGGCACCUUGGGUGGGUGUCCCGCAUUCCGAUGAAAUUCAGUACGUCUUUGGGUUCCCAUUGAGAUAUCCGUCUAAUUAUACUGAAAGUGAACAACUUUUGAGCCUUCAAAUGAUUAAAGUGUGGACAUCUUUCGCCAAAAGUGGGCCGAAGGAUCUAUUGAAAUCCUGGCCGCAAUAUACAAGACAGCAUCAUUAUUACUUUACUUUUGGUAACAGCCUAAAAUAUGAAGGAACAGGACCGCAUUUAAGAAACUGUGAAUUCUUUCGACCUUAUUUUGGAUUUUGAGUGACUUGAGAAGACUCAACAAAACAGCUUGCUUUUAAUAAACAAGACAGAAAGACUGAAAAGAGGAAAACAAAAUCCAUGCCUUGGCUUAUUUUGCAUAUUAUUUAACUGUUCAAUAAACUAUUUAUUUGUACUGAAAUACUGUAUUAUUAAUGUGU